AUGGAUCGUCAAUGGCGUCCCAAUCCCAGACCAAUCCAUUACCAAAACAAUCUCUGCCCUAAUUGCUUAACCCAUCACUUCCCUUUUUGCCCUUCCCCGUCUCCUAAUUGGCCGUCGCCGCCGCCACCACCACCACCACCUAACCCUAGCACCACUUACGACGCCGAUUUCGAUAGAACCUUCAAAAAACCUAGAAUCCAAGACGACGAACGAAGACUUAAGCUUAUUCGAGAUCACGGUUUCAAUCCGCCUCCAUUUCAACCUCCUCACCACGCCUACGUCACACCGCCGCCACCACCACCACCGCAACAUCACUGUGACGCAUUUCCUCCACCACCACCAUCGCCACCGCCACAUCUUCACAACGCUUCUACUCCGAUUUAUCAUCCUCAACAACACCACAUCGAGAUCAAUGCACCUUACCACGAUCACAAUUUCCACUUUCAAGCUCAACAAGCGAAUCAUCAUCAUCAUCAUCAUGAUAAUAAUAAUCAUAACUUGAAUACAAGAGAAUUGCACCAUCCCUAUCCCUAUCCAUAUCAAAACCAUCACCCUAGUGGUGGCAACAACAGUUUUUCUGAGAAUACCUGUCAAAUGGAAGCUUCUAGAUUCUUCAGGAACAUGCCUCCGCUUCCUACUUCUCCGCCGCCACCUCUUCCUAUAGAUCCACCCAAUAAUCAGUUCAAAACAUACUUUUCUCCACCUAAGAAACCACCUUCUCUUUUUCCGGUCGCUUCUUCCGUUUCUCAUGAACCUCAUCCGUUUCCCCAACCUUAUUUUCACACUAAUAAACCCCACCAUCCAGAAUUUUCCAAUAGCUUUCCUAUGGAGGAACCCUCGAAACAGUACUUGGGAGGUGCUCAAUCUUUUCCACUGAAUCAAUUGUCUGCUGAGAAGCCUAAGUUUGUUGAUGCUUCCCAGUUAUUUCUGAAGCCACUCCGAACUUCACGUCCUGACCAUUUUGUGAUCAUACUUCGUGGCUUACCAGGCAGUGGUAAGAGUUACUUGGCAAAGAUGUUGCGUGAUCUAGAAGUCGAAAAUGGUGGUGAUGCUCCACGAAUUCAUUCUAUGGAUGAUUAUUUUAUGACUGAGGUUGAAAAGGUUGAUGAUAAUGAUGGAUCAAAAUCUUCAAGUUCAGGAAGAAACAAGAGGCCUGUAACAAAAAAGGUCAUGGAGUAUUGUUAUGAACCUGAAAUGGAGGAGGCUUAUCGAUCAAGCAUGUUGAAAGCAUUCAAGAAAACUGUUGACGAGGGAGCUUUUACCUUUAUUAUAGUGGAUGACCGCAAUCUGCGGGUAGCUGAUUUUGCUCAAUUUUGGGCAACUGCAAAGAGAUCGGGUUACGAAGUUUACAUUUUAGAAGCUACUUACAAGGAUCCAGUGGGUUGUGCUGCUAGGAAUGUCCAUGGAUUUACACAGCAAGACAUAGAGAGAAUGGCCGAGCAAUGGGAAGAUUCUCCAUCCUUGUAUCUGCAGCUUGAUGCGAAGACACUAUUUCAUGGAGAUGAUCUAAAAGAAAACAGAAUACAGGAGAUUGCUGAGUCGAUCCAUGGCUACGAUCGCUUCGCCAUCGCCUCCGUCUUCCGCUAG
Molecule: messenger RNA, 1587 nt
Organism: Vicia faba (fava bean)
Lineage: Eukaryota; Viridiplantae; Streptophyta; Magnoliopsida; Fabales; Fabaceae
Source: the annotation of a GenBank genome assembly